This is a messenger RNA of Prunus armeniaca (apricot), 396 nucleotides long. Lineage: Eukaryota; Viridiplantae; Streptophyta; Magnoliopsida; Rosales; Rosaceae. The record is from the annotation of a GenBank genome assembly.
AUGAAUAUUCCUGGUGUGGAAAUUUGCUCAAAUAUAUUUGGUGCUUUCAUUGAGAGCACGAGUUAUACUCAAUGCGUGUUCUUGAAUCAAAAGAGUCUGUUUCCUCAUAUUCAUCACUCAAUCGAAGCCUUCCAAACAACCAUGGUUGGAAGCAUGCACAUGAGAAGCCGUGCCGCUGCUACAACUCAAUCCGCGACUGGUAUGAGCCAUCAUGAUGACGCAGUGUUGAGUCUUCCACCACGUUCCAUUGCCGAAAUUGUGGCUGCCACCAUGGUUCUAGCCAUCACCGCCUCUCCACCACAUUGCGCUAGCAAAGUGAGCCUAGCACCGCCACAAGGCUCCAUGGCCAAGACCAUGGUUCAAGCACACGACCCCAUGGACACCAUAAAAUUCUAG